UUACUAUAUAGGGCUACUCGAUUUCUUAAUUAAUUCUCACCUACAUAUUUUGAUCAGGCUAACAAUCCGACCACCCGACCACCACAGACCGCGGGAACAGAGAGCCAUCGGAGAAGAUGAGUUACCAGAAAGCUCCUCAAGAACCCUACCCUCCACCAGGAUAUCAGUAUCCGCCUCCUGGGUACCCAUCAGCUCCACCACCACCGCCACCGUACGAAGGGUACCCUCCUCCGCCGCCUCCACCGUACGAAGGCUAUCCACCACCACCACCACCACCUGGGUAUCCUCACGGAUAUGGUCCGCCUCCGCCCCCGCGUGGUCCGCCGUACGAGGGGUACCAAGGGUAUUUCAAUCAGGGGUACCCUCCGCCACCUCCUCCUCCUCCGCAGCAAUACCAGCACUAUCACUGUGAGCAUAACAAUUACCAAGGCCAAGAUGGUUGUAUGCCUUUCUUACGAGGCUGUUUGGCUGCGCUAUGCUGCUGUUGUUUGCUGGAGGAGUGCUGCUUCUUUUGAUGAUAUUGAAAAUGGAUUGUUUCUCAAGCCACUUCCAUAAAUUUGAGCGUCGUAGUGUAUUCUUUGUUAGACUCGAGAGGGCUUUUGGAAUGAUUUAUGGUAUAUUCUUGUUUCGUGCAAUGUUCUACCCUAAAACUUGUUAAUUGCAGCAGUAAAGACUACAGAUUUGAAGUGUGGAUUUAUGAA
Molecule: messenger RNA, 701 nt
Organism: Pyrus x bretschneideri (Chinese white pear)
Lineage: Eukaryota; Viridiplantae; Streptophyta; Magnoliopsida; Rosales; Rosaceae
Product: cysteine-rich and transmembrane domain-containing protein WIH2-like
Exons: 3
Coding region: 117-515 (132 amino acids)
Source: RefSeq, a predicted model, not a curated record